AUGCUUUCCGAGAGUUUGGAACGACUGACUCUUCGUGGAGAUGAAAAGGCUCUUCGAUCUGCUCUAAAACAACAACAAAGGUCUUCUUCUUCUUCGUCGUUGUAUUUUCCUCUCAAACUUGCUGCGGAACAUGGAUUGUUGAAUAUUGUAAAAUUAUUUGUAGAGGAAGGAAAAUGUAACAUGAAUCAGCAAGACUCGGAUCACAUGACACCGCUCGCAAUGGCGUGUUGGAGAAAUCAACUUCAUGUUGUGAAAUAUUUGUGCUCCUUCCCAAACAUUGAGUUGAAUAUUAAAUUUACAAGAGCUGAAAAUACUUGCCUACAUAUUGCAGCCAUGUAUGGUUAUUUCGAUGUUGUUCAUUGUUUGUUGAAGCAUGGAGCUGAAAAAUCUCUCAAAAAUUAUUAUUGGAGAACAGCAGAAGAAGAAGCAUUGGCAAGAGGAUACUCAGAAUUGGCAUCCUUUAUUUCGAGAUAUGAAAUUGGAACAGCUAUUAAAUUACAAUUAAAAAGACAAGUAUUGGAGCAAGACUCGUUCAGUGAAUAUCACCUCUCGGAUGUACAUGUCAAUACCCUAUCGUAA
This is a messenger RNA of Naegleria fowleri, 579 nucleotides long. RefSeq lists its product as uncharacterized. The record is from RefSeq and is a predicted model, not a curated record. NCBI's taxonomy places the organism in Eukaryota, Heterolobosea, Eutetramitea, Acrasida, Naegleriidae. Bases 1 to 579 code for a protein of 192 amino acids. The transcript is spliced from 3 exons. Gene Ontology annotation, molecular function: protein binding.